Messenger RNA from Aethina tumida (small hive beetle), 2966 nucleotides. Its product is annotated as cytosolic 10-formyltetrahydrofolate dehydrogenase. Gene Ontology annotation, molecular function: aldehyde dehydrogenase (NAD+) activity; formyltetrahydrofolate dehydrogenase activity. Gene Ontology annotation, cellular component: cytoplasm. Gene Ontology annotation, biological process: 10-formyltetrahydrofolate catabolic process; one-carbon metabolic process; biosynthetic process. The transcript has 6 exons. Lineage: Eukaryota; Metazoa; Arthropoda; Insecta; Coleoptera; Nitidulidae. Bases 116 to 2869 code for a protein of 917 amino acids. The record is from RefSeq and is a predicted model, not a curated record.
AAGUUGCUGUCGAAGAAGUGGUGGAACAUUCAACACUAGAUACCAAUAACGAACACAUCUAACGCAACAUUCGUACUUGUACAAGAACAGUAAAAGUGAUCGAUACAAAGUCACAAUGCCACCAAAUCAAAACACACCAAACAACCAAUCAGAAGUCCUGAGAAUCGCAAUCAUCGGUCAGAGUCCCUUCGCCGUGGACUGCAUGAACCUGCUCAAACAGCACGGCCACAUAAUCGUCGGAGUCUUCACCAUAGCUGACAAAGGAAAGAAGGAAGACCCACUCGCUAAAGCGGCACAAGAGUGCGACAUCCCGACGUUCAAGAUCAAAGCAUGGAGGAGACAGGGCAAACCGAUACCGGAAGUCCUAGACACUUACCGCAACGUCAACGCGGACCUGAACGUCCUCCCUUACUGCUCCCAGUUCAUACCGAUGGAGGUGAUCAACCAUCCGAGGUACAAGAGCAUCUGUUACCAUCCCUCCAUCUUGCCGCGACAUAGAGGUGCCAGCUCCAUCAACUGGACCCUGAUUUGCGGGGACAAAAGGGCCGGCCUCAGCAUCUUCUGGGCCGACGACGGCCUGGACACCGGCCCGAUUUUGUUGCAGAAGGAAACUGACGUACUCAUCGACGACACGGUUGACACGUUGUACAAGAGGUUCCUGUACCCCGUGGGGGUGACAUCGGUUGCCCGGGCCGUCGACAUGGUGGCCGACGGCUCUGCCCCGCGAAUCGUGCAAACCGAAAAGGGGGCCACGUACGACCCGAUGCUCAACAAGCCGGAGCUGCAGAAGAUUGACUGGACCAAAACGGGUUUGGAGCUGCACAAUUUCAUCCGCGGAAUGGAUUCGGUGCCGGGGGCUUCUUGCCUCUUAAAACUGCCGGGGAACGGCGAGUACCAAGAGGCCCUGCUCUUCGGCUCGAGCCUGUGGUCGUCCGACAAGCCGGAGGGGCAGGAAAUACAAAUAGAAGGUGCAACCCCCGGUUUAAUUCACGAAGACGGUCUUCUAUUGACUGGGUCGGACGGCAAAUACGUGAACGUGACCAAAGUAAAAAUCGGCGGUAGGAUGAAGAACGCCGCCACGCUGGACCAGGCCCAGAAGCAGGUGGCAAUCGAGUACACACCGGAUGAGAAGCAACUCAUUGAAAACGUGAGGGCAAUUUGGGAGAACAUCCUCAGCACAGAAAUCGAAGAUGAGUCUGACUUCUUUGAGUGCGGUGCAGGGUCGAUGGAUGUGGUCAGGUUGGUUGAGGAAGUCAAGGACCUGUUCAAGACUGAGCUGGAGAACGACGACGUGUUUAUGGCGCCGGUGUUCUCUGAGUUUUGCCUCAAUGUGGUGCAAAAGAGCCGCGGCGGCUCAGGAAGCAUGGAGGUCGAAUACAGGGCGGUAGAAAUGGAGGUGAACAAAAUGAAGAUUAAGUUCCCUUGUCAGUUGUUCAUCAACGGCGAGUUCGUUGAUGCUGAAGACGGCAAAACCCUCCCCACAGUUAAUCCAGCCAAUGAAGAAGUCAUUUGUAACGUUCAAUGCGCAAGCAAAAACGACGUGGACAAGGCGGUGAAGGCGGCCAAAAGAGCCUUCGAAACAGGCGAGUGGAGCAAAAUCAACGCCAGGGAACGUGGCCAGCUCCUCUUCAAGCUUGCUGACUUGAUGCAAGAGCACAAAGAAGAGCUGGCAACCAUCGAAUCCAUCGACUCAGGGGCCGUCUACACGUUGGCCCUCAAAACGCACAUAGGAAUGAGCAUUGAAACUUGGAGGUACUUCGCAGGUUGGGCGGACAAAAUUCAAGGCUCCACCAUACCGGUAAACCACGCCAGGCCCAACAGGAACUUGACCUUCACCAAGAAGGAGCCCAUUGGUGUCUGCGGUUUGGUCACACCCUGGAAUUAUCCUUUGAUGAUGUUGAGUUGGAAGAUGGCAGCUUGCUUGGCUGCCGGCAACACUGUGGUGAUUAAACCCGCCCAGGUUUGCCCGUUGACCGCCUUGAAGUUCGCCGAACUGGCCGUCAAGGCUGGAAUUCCUCCAGGUGUCAUCAAUGUCCUGCCAGGAACUGGUUCUGGAACUGGUAAUGCCCUUGUCACCCACCCACUGGUAAGGAAGUUGGGUUUCACCGGCAGCACCGAAAUCGGACAGGUCAUCAUGAAGGGCUGCGCCGAGUCAAACUUAAAGAAGGUUUCUCUAGAAUUGGGUGGCAAGUCGCCCCUCGUGAUAUUCUCCGACUGUGACCUAGAUAAAGCUGUGAGACUGGGAAUGCAAAGUGUCUUCUUCAACAAAGGGGAAAACUGCAUAGCGGCAGGUCGUAUCUUCGUCGAAGACAGGAUCCACGACGAGUUCGUCAGGAGGGUGGUGCAGGAGACCAGGAAGAUCGCCAUCGGCGAUCCAUUAAAUAGAUCGACGUCCCACGGUCCCCAAAAUCAUCUGGCCCAUCUGAACAAGCUGCUCAACUACGUGGACAUCGGUAAGAAGGAGGGCGCCAAGCUGGAGUGUGGCGGAAGACGUCUCGACAGACCUGGCUACUUCUUCGAGCCCACAAUCUUCAGCAACGUGGAAGAUCACAUGUACGUGGCCAAAGAGGAGUCCUUCGGGCCCAUCAUGAACAUCAGCAGAUUCAACAACGGUGACAUUGACGGCGUUUUAAAACGGGCCAACGCCACAGAAUACGGUCUUGCUUCUGGGGUCUUCACCAAAGACAUUUCCAAAGCUUUGAAAUUCGCCGAAAAAAUCGAAGCUGGCUCAGUUUUCGUCAAUACUUAUAACAAAACGGAUGUGGCGGCUCCGUUUGGAGGCUUCAAACAGUCCGGUUUCGGAAAGGAUCUGGGACAGGAGGCUCUAAAUGAAUAUUUGAAGACCAAAUGUGUUACCAUUGAGUAUUAAUUUGUUGGUUUUUAUUUGUGUAUGUCUUGAUGUGUAUUAUAUUAAUAUGUUGAUUUAUUUUAAGUUUAUAUUUAAUAAAUUUGGACUAGGAUAAGUA